CGGUCAUCCGCCAUACGUCCAGCGUCGUCCGCUGCAUCGACCGAUGCUGCCGCUUCCCCAUUAGUGCCGAGCAGUUGGCAAGGAGCUUCAGCCGUUCACUCUAAUGUACCAGCAUCGGCCUCCGGAAGGACCGUGUUGGUCAGGAAAAAAAGGACGUUGCUCAAACUCAAGCCUCUCAUCGUUCUGCCGGUCAAAGUCGCGCUGGGCACCGGUGCCAAGCUGGUGGCAGGGGCCAAGUUCGGAGCCAAAGCUGUUGGAUUGGGCUCAAAGGCAUUGGGCGUCAGUCUCGUCGGACUGAAAGCCGUCCAUAAGGUGGCCAAAGUGACGGUGAAGGCGGCCACCGCUCUGGGCGUCAAGGCGGUGCUGCUCAACUUUUUGUUCCAGAAAAUCAAUCAGGUGAUCGACUUUAAGACCCGCCUGCUGAGCAACCUUGACCAGCGCAACCGUCAACAGAAUGCACAAUUCCUGUCACCAGUGUUGCCCCAAUCUUCUUCACCUUCAAAAUCGGGAUCGAUUGGAAACAAGGUAAGCUUACAUCGAUUCACGAUCUAUCGUGUAUUCAUUAAUAAAACUUGUAAAUAAGAGAAAUAGCUGCAAUAUACAAUAAUGUAUAAUAUUUUAAUGCACAUUAUAUACAUAGUGAGAGAGCAUGAGGGGAUAUAAGUGGUGUCUACAACCGUAUUGAGUAUUUUGUAGACUACCAAAGUGUGGUAUACAGCAGUAUAAUUUAUAGUGAUAGAGAACGAAAAGGGCGAGGGAAGCGGUUG
Myzus persicae (green peach aphid) is the source of this 767-nucleotide messenger RNA. RefSeq lists its product as uncharacterized. NCBI's taxonomy places the organism in Eukaryota, Metazoa, Arthropoda, Insecta, Hemiptera, Aphididae. The annotation marks the transcript as partial. The transcript has 2 exons. The record is from RefSeq and is a predicted model, not a curated record.